Molecule: messenger RNA, 924 nt
Organism: Dictyostelium purpureum
Lineage: Eukaryota; Evosea; Eumycetozoa; Dictyosteliales; Dictyosteliaceae
Exons: 2
Source: RefSeq, a predicted model, not a curated record
UUUACUCAAGAAUGUGCCUAUGGGAUGUGUAGCUCUAAUAAUAUAUGCAACUAUCCUUUCUCUGGAGGAAAUCUAUGUAACUAUUGCUCUGAAAAUAAACAGAUUGAUAUUAUACCCGCCAAAAAUGGUAUUCAUUGUUGCUCAACUUACAGACCUUCACUUUUAGUUUUAAUUAUAAUCUUGUUUACAGUGUAUGGCUUGGUACUUUCAAUUGCCAAAUAUCUCAAUUUCUCUGGUUGGCUUUGUAAUAGUAUCACAUUUCUUCAGAUUAAUUCAGUCGCUUUCUUUUCUUACCCUGGUUUAUAUGUUUUACCCUUUUUCAAAGUCUCAUGGGAUUUGUUUGAUGGUGUAUGUCUAUUUAAAAAUUCAAGUGCUCUUCAUAAAAUUGGAUUUUCCUUUGCAGCCAUCAUCUAUCUAGUGGUAAUUGGUUAUAGUGACAUAACAUUAAAACUAAUAAUCAAGUUCUACGGUCCAAUAAAAAACUUUUUCAAAAGAAAUCAUAAUAAAAACUUCAACUAUAGCGCCCCUCCAAAGUUUAUAAGCAAUAUUGCUCCCUACAGAAAUGAUAAAAUGUUCAAGAUGGCAUCACAGUGGAGAUUACCAAAAUUCAUUGGGUGGGAUUUAAUUAUAGCAUCAAAAUUUUCAUUGUUAACAGUACUAUCAAUAACACUAUUAUUCAAAAGUAAAGUUUAUUUGGUCUCAAUCCUUGUAAUUCAAUUAGUAUAUAUAAUCAGCUAUUUAGUAUUCAAGCCCUCCAAUAGAAAUAUAUUACACCAGACUAAUGUUCUUUUGAACCUAUUCCAAUUGAUCCUAUUCAUAGUUUCAAACUCUACAAUAUUUUUAAAAACAAAUCCAUAUUACCAAGGCUAUAUAAUAACACUAUUAGUCUUUACAUCACUAUUUGUUUAUUUAUUUUUUUAUUAU